AUGCCUCGCGCAAGCACAACGCCUGGGGCCCGGCUACGGUGUCGCCGAGCAUGCGACAGCUGUAAGCGGCGAAAGCAGAAAUGCAACGGCGAGCAACCCUGCACAAUCUGUGUGCAACGGCACAAGCAGUCCGAAUGCCACUUUUCGGAUCGCCCCGCGCGUCUCCUCAAGCCCGACCCCAAAGAUUCGACCAUGCUACUCAGCGAACGAAUAAUCCCAUCGCCACAGCGGGAAACCGCGAUGGAUCGCCUCUUGAAUUCCUUAGAGGACAGAGGCAUGAGUUUGGAGCAACAGGUCCGAGACGAAAAAGAGGGGACGGCGCCCGUUCCCAAGGUGGCGCGUCUGCUUCGCGAUGGGCAGGGAAAGUUCAUGUAUAUUGGAGACUCGGCAAGUCUGUCAUUCUUACAAAGUGUUCGCCGAGUGGUAUCCUCGUCCAUUGGCCGAUGCGAAUUUACCGAGGACAAUUCGCGACACUCGAUGCUGGAAGCCUUUCAGAACAACCCAAGUGCCCAUCCGGGCCCGCUCGUCCCCCCACCCAGCAAUGAGGAAGCUCACAGACUUGCCCGCCAAUACGUUCUUGCGACAAGUCCAUUAUUGGAUUUGGUUGAUCUCGAAGAGUUCCACCCCCGACUGGCCAGUUGGGUAGAGAAUCCCUCGGGCGACGAAGACACCGUCAGCUCCAUCUUCUACCUCGUGCUUGCUAUUGGAGCUCAGGUUUCAGAUACCAACCAGACCCUGGCAGAGCAGUACUUUAGCAGUGGCCGUCAAUUGGCGUUUUCGGCGUUCCAAGAGACGCCUAGUAUUCAUACCAUUCAGUCCUAUAUCCUGGUGUCGAUGUACAUGCUGGGCGCAUGCAGGCGAAAUGGUGCCUUCAUGAACCUGGGAAUCGCUUUACGAGCCGCUUAUGCGGUUGGAAUUCAUCGAAGGGAUGCCAAUGCGCUCUUUUGUGGGCGCGAGCGACGAGCGAGAGAGCGGGUGUGGAAAAGUCUCCGUAUGAUGGAUUUGUUCCUCAGUGCCUCGUUAGGGCGCCCCCCUGCAACGUCGGAUUAUGAUUACGAUAUCCGAGAAGACGCUCUUGCAUCCGGAGAGCAACAAGGCAAUCUGACUCCGGAUAAGCAGCUUUCACUUGCGGUGACCUCGCUAUGUCGCAUUUUCGAACGAAUUCUCACGGACGUCUAUAUGAAACAAGUCAUCUCGAUCAACGUUGCGGAAUCUAUCUCGAAUCAACACCGUGCUUGGGUCCGAACACUGCCAAAGUUUUUGAAAGAUCAGACAGAACGGCUCGAUAAUAAAACCAUGCAGGACAGUUUGGCAGCGGCCCACGUAUUUGGGUCAUAUUAUUGGUCCAUCAUCCUCCUCACACGACCAUUCCUCGUCUACCGCGUGGCCCAGUAUGUUAAGAACAAAGCCGAUCCGUCUGCAUCGGAUGGAAGAACUGGUAGCUCUCGCAUUGCCUUAUUUGCGGAUGCAUGCGUCUACUCUGCGCUUCGAGGCUUAGAUGUGGUCGAUGACUUGGGCCGAUUUACAUCGCUGCCACGCCGCCUCCCAUUCUUAAUCAAUUCUGUCUUCAAUUCAGCCGUUGUUCUCGGCGCCGCAUUCUUUGCUGACUACGACAAUCUAUUGCCCCUUGAAGAGGGGAUGAUCAAAGCAGAACGUUUCCUUGGACUCUUUGUUCCGCAUGACCCCCAUGCGUGCCGCUUUAGCCACAUUAUAAAGUACCUUCGCGCUGCUGUGGGUGAGUAUAUCCAGCGACGUAACCGGCAAUGGAUGGACCACAGAAGCAGGCAAGUCGAUCAACUAUUCGGUCAGGUUGGCGGUGCCAAUUCCCCAUCUCUCACAUCCGGGUCCGCUCACGAUGUUCCACUGAAUCACCCUGAGAGCCAGCAAUCUCCGGUUGUGCCUUCUCCAAUCUCACCUAGCAAACUCGCUGGUAGAACACCAUCAUCUUUCCUCACCUCACAGCCACCAUCUGGGCCCACUUCCCAACAGCUUGGUGGCGACGUUUGGGAUUCCCUUUACAACGGCCCAGAUGGAGCAGCCGCUCUCUCAUACGACGCUGCUAUAUCUGCUCUGACCACCUCGGGCAUUCCCGUCGGUUGCUCUCCGGGUGGCACCAUUCCAACCGCACAACCACCAGCAUCUGGUGGCCCAUCACCACUAUCUGACGUUAUCUUUCCUGAGAAUGGUCUGUUGUAUAUGGCCGAAGACCUUCCCGUGUUUGGGCUCUGGGAGGAGUCUUGA
This is a messenger RNA of Penicillium longicatenatum, 2241 nucleotides long. RefSeq names its product putative C6 transcription factor. The coding region runs from base 1 to 2241 and encodes 746 amino acids. Gene Ontology annotation, molecular function: zinc ion binding; DNA-binding transcription factor activity, RNA polymerase II-specific; RNA polymerase II cis-regulatory region sequence-specific DNA binding. The record is from RefSeq and is a predicted model, not a curated record. Gene Ontology annotation, cellular component: nucleus. Lineage: Eukaryota; Fungi; Ascomycota; Eurotiomycetes; Eurotiales; Aspergillaceae. The transcript has a single exon. Gene Ontology annotation, biological process: positive regulation of transcription from RNA polymerase II promoter by galactose; DNA-templated transcription.